GCGGCGCUGCGGGAACGGCCGGCCCCGUGAUGGUGCACCUCGGGCUGCGGCGGGUGGAGGACAGCGUGGCCGCCAAACACCCGGCGCUGCAGCAGUACGCGGCGUGCCAGGCCCACGCCUUCAUGAAGGGCAUCGGCACCUUCCUGGCAGGCAGCGGCGCUGCGUUUGCCGUGCAGAAGCUGGUGAACUGGAGGCUGCCGUACGCGCUGCGGUGGAACCUGCUGCUGUCUGUGGUGGCAGGGUCCUUGGCCAGCUAUACGGUGACCAGAGCGGAGACGCAGAAAUGCUCGGACUUCUGGAUUUAUUUGGAGACGGGCACGUCCCCGCAGGAGCACCGCAUGGCUGACAGAGUGCCUCAGCCUGCAGACAACCUACUCAGCCUGGAGGACGCAGAGAGAGUGGAGAGAGUGCCACCAGCCGUGCGGAGGAACAAAUACGGGGACAUCGUGGAGUAGCCAGGAGCACGGUGUGCUGUGCCCACAUCCUGCUGCUGCUGCCCUCAGCCCUUCUGUCUGCUUGCUGUGCCCCUGCAGUGUGGGAGACAUCUGCAGUGCUGCCACGGAGCUCAGAGGAGUCCCCAGCAGUUGUGUGUGAGCACCCAAUAAAAGUCCUGAGCUGAAUGCA
Phasianus colchicus (ring-necked pheasant) is the source of this 624-nucleotide messenger RNA. RefSeq names its product transmembrane protein 141 (gene TMEM141). The record is from RefSeq and is a predicted model, not a curated record. Lineage: Eukaryota; Metazoa; Chordata; Aves; Galliformes; Phasianidae.